AGAAAGAAUGGAAUAAUAUUUUAUAUAAUGGAUAUUAUAAAAUGCGUUAAAAUAAGAGAGAUACUUUUUCGAAACGAUGGAUUAAGAUGUUUGUGUAUACGAAUCGGUGUAGAAAACCGGAUCCAAGGAUGGCCACUUUCGGUGAGCGAUCCUCAGCUCGGUUCAUUGACCCCGAAACGAAAUUUUCGGGGGAAUACACUCGCGUCAACGCGAUGGUAUGGCGUUCAUCGGCUCGGUGAAUUCGAAAGGUGGCAAGGUCGAAACUUCUUCUUCGUGAGCGCAACCGGUUCCGUGUGCUUGUGGCCAAGUGCCAGAAUUUAGACGGGAUGGUUAGCCUAUUCGUUUGGCAUUUGGUUUUCAGUGAUCUACGGAUGGGGUACAACAGGUGUCGAGUGCCAGUUUAAAAAAAAUAUACCGCACCAUUUAGACACGCACGCGUGCUGCCCAGGCUCGAGAAACCACCGUUAUGAGAUCAGAAUUCUUGUUUUCAUCCAUGUUUUGCUCGAUGAACUCCUCGAUGCUCGAUAAGGGGAACUUCGAGAAUUUCAUCGCGAUGACGCAAGGGAAACGUUAUACCUUCGAAGUUAUUCCAUUCGAAGAGAUUUCUAUGAUAUUUCGUUCACCCCUUUCUUUCGUUAAUAAUUGAUAACAUUUUGAAUAUUACACAUUGUGCCAUCUUUUCGAGUAUCGCAAUCACGGAAACGUUACGUCCUACGCUUCUUCCUUUUCUUCUUUCUCUUUCCUUCCCCUCCUGUCGACAACUCUAUGUUUUUAUUUAUACGAAAAUAUAAGCUUAUCCGGCACGUAAUAUCGUACGUGUCCGCGUGAAUAAAAGAUCAAAGACGUGAGACGGAGCUAUAUGCACGUAAGUAGGCGUGACUUUGGUUGUGUACACGCGAUACAUAUACGAAAUCAAGGUAGGAAAGUAGAUGAGCGUGGCCGGGCGAGGGAAACGGAAUUGCGUAAUACGAGAAUCUGAUCUCGGAUGGGGAAGAGAAAGGAGUCGAUCGACGAGCGCAUUCGUAAUUUCAUGGUCCAGAAGAUGGUGUUGAAAAUAAUUGGCAUUUGGCCAACGAACGGUGAACGUUCGUUCUUCGGCAGAUGGAUUUUCGCCGUGACCACGCAAAUCGGUAUCAUCUACAUCCUGUCCCUGGAAAUCUAUCGGCAUUGCCUCGACAUCGACGACACGAUGGACGCGUUCGUCAUGGAUCUAUCCGCCGUCAUCAGCCUAGCCAAACUUUUUAUCUUACGUUUGAACUCGAAACACGCUUGGGUUCUUAUAAAUUCGGUGGUGGAAGAUUGGUCGGCCGUUCACGAUUCCCGCCACGAAUACAUUAUGACGGAGUACCUUAAGAAAGGGCGAAUCGUCUCUCUGAUGAUACUUUAUCUGGGCUACGCUUCCGGAUUUUCUUUCAUCGUCAAAGCAUUACCUUUCGGAGAUAUCCUGCCGUUCCAGAUGUUUCAAAACUCGAGAAAUUCAUCGAUGAAUCCGGAUAUUCCUUUGAAGUUGAAUUAUUUCCUGGCGUCCUAUUGCGUGUUCGGCUCGUUGCCUUUGCUCCAUCACGUUUGCGUGCUAGUGUUGCAAGGAAUAUUCAUUUUCGUCAACGCGGUUGCUCAUUGCGGCAACGACGGUUUGUUCUUCAGUCUGACUAUGCACUUGUGCGGCCAAUUCGAGAUCCUCAAGACGAGAAUUGCGAAAAUCGAGUUUGUCGACCGGAGAAAGAUCGGUCCACUCGUGAAACGACAUUGCCAACUCGCGGUACUCGUCAACGAUUUAGAGCAGACCUUCAACAUGAUCAUAUUCGUACAAUUAUUGAUGAGCGCAUUGCUGAUUUGUGUGGAAGGUUUUGUGUUUUUGGUCUGCUUGAGCACAAAGGACAACAUCGGUGCAUUGAAAAGCAUGGUCCUGAUGGUAACUUUGCUCAUACAGUUAUAUCUUUACGCCUACGCUGGCGACGCUCUUGAAUCUCGAACCGAGGAAAUCGCACAAGCCGCCUUCCAUUCAUUCUGGUACCAAUCUCGAGGACGCACAGCAAGAGAUCUAAUACUGAUAAUCUGUCGUGGAAAUUCCUCUUACCAUGUGACAGCCGGUAAAUUCGUUUUCAUGAAUAUAUUCACCUUCAAAGAGAUACUGAAAAGUUCAGCCUCCUAUCUAUCCGUUUUGAAAGUAAUGAUGGACACAUAUAUGCUGAAGAAAAUGAAGACAACAUCGAACAAAGACUUCGCUUACGCUAUGACCCCGUUGAAGUUCUUGGCAUGGCCCGUAGGCACUUGGCCGCUUCAGGUGUUCAAUACAUUCUCGAUCAUACGUGCUACGUUUUCAACUUUUCUUCUGUUGCUAAUGCUAACGAUCCUGCAAGUGGAAUUAUAUUUGGACAGCAGCAACCCGGAAUAUAAUCUAGAUGCUCUAAUAUUAAUCAAUGCCGGUAUUUUGGCAGUGACAAAGGUAAUAUGUUUUCAUGUACGGUCCCUAGGACUCGUCUCCAAUUUCACUUCUGCGGUUAAGGAUUACAAAGAAUUGAACAGCGAAGAAAAUCGAGUGAUUGUGCGCCGACACGCUUACAUGGGUAGAGCAGCGUGCAUCAGUUUAAUAUUUUGCUCGUAUGUCGGAUGCACGCUUUUCAUGAUUGUGCCUAUUGUUGCUGGGGAUAAAGAAGAAGUGAUUAAUGUAACGGAAGAAAGUGCAAUGAAAUAUCCUGUACCAUUUGAAAAUACAUUAAUACUUAUAAAUAUGCCGGAAAAUAUGUACUUCUUGAUUUUUAUUGUAGAAUAUUUAAUGCUGCUACUUACGACUACUGGAAAUCUAGGUAGUGAUUCGUUGUUCUUUAGUAUUGUCUUUCAUUUGUGCGGUCAAGUGGAAAUUUUGAGAUUAGAAUAUAAUAAAUUGUCAAACGAGAACGAAAGAACAACGAAACAUAUUACUUUAUUGAUCAAGAGGCACAUUUAUUUGUUGAAACUAGGCGACAUGUUGAAUAAGACAAUUAGCUCUAUUUUGAUCGUACAACUAUCUUCAAGUUGUAUGCUUAUAUGUACGACUGGAUUUGAAUUUAUUCUCGCUUUGAGCAUUGGAAAUAUCGUCAUGAUAGUAAAAACAUUUGCAGUAAUAUGCGUGCUCUUGAUACAAUUAUUCGCAUAUAGUUACGUGGGUGAAUAUUUAAAAACUCAAACUGAAGGUCUUGGUAAUUCGAUCUACUUCUGUACGUGGUACGAUAUGCCAAAAAAUGUAUCACAUAAUAUUACUUUUAUCAUUAUGAGAGCUCAACAUCCUGUUCUCUUAACGGCUGGGAAAUUCUUUGUUAUCAACAUGGAAACGUAUAUGAGUAUUUUAAGAAUUUCGAUGUCGUACCUUUCAGUUCUUCGAGUGAUGGUAAAUUCUUAA
Messenger RNA from Apis mellifera (honey bee), 3379 nucleotides. It is a transcript of the gene Or63, whose product is annotated as odorant receptor 63. The record is from RefSeq and is a predicted model, not a curated record. Gene Ontology annotation, molecular function: odorant binding; olfactory receptor activity. The transcript has 8 exons. Gene Ontology annotation, cellular component: plasma membrane. NCBI's taxonomy places the organism in Eukaryota, Metazoa, Arthropoda, Insecta, Hymenoptera, Apidae. Gene Ontology annotation, biological process: detection of chemical stimulus involved in sensory perception of smell; sensory perception of smell. Bases 986 to 3379 code for a protein of 797 amino acids.